Stomoxys calcitrans (stable fly) is the source of this 2308-nucleotide messenger RNA. It is a transcript of the gene Cyp18a1, whose product is annotated as cytochrome P450 18a1. The transcript is spliced from 5 exons. Gene Ontology annotation, cellular component: intracellular membrane-bounded organelle; cytoplasm. The record is from RefSeq and is a predicted model, not a curated record. The coding region runs from base 610 to 2226 and encodes 538 amino acids. Lineage: Eukaryota; Metazoa; Arthropoda; Insecta; Diptera; Muscidae. Gene Ontology annotation, biological process: xenobiotic metabolic process. Gene Ontology annotation, molecular function: iron ion binding; oxidoreductase activity, acting on paired donors, with incorporation or reduction of molecular oxygen, reduced flavin or flavoprotein as one donor, and incorporation of one atom of oxygen; heme binding.
AUCGGUUGUUAUAAAAGUCGCAAGGACAUAACGACGAGACAUUAGUCGAAAUCUAUAAACGCAACGCGCGAAGUCGUCUACUCUCUUAACCAAAAUCAGAAAAUAAAAAUAAAUACUUGAAAUUUAAAUGAAAUAAAGAAAACAAAUAUUUUUAUUAAUAUUUUGAGAAAAUAAAGGAGAACAACGCUUGCGCCUUCAAAACAAAAAGCUCAAAGAGAUUUUUUCUAAAAAAAAAAAACAAGAAAACAAAAUAGUGAAUAAUAUUUUAUGAAAAAAAUAGAAACAAAAGGAAAGCAAAACCCAAGAAGAACUAUGAAAUAAAAUAACAAUAUCAAAGAAAACACAAAUAGAAAAGAACAUUUUGCUAUGGCAACAAAAGUGUAAACAGUGGACUAAAUAAUUUUUCAAAAAAAAUAAAGUUUUAAAAACAAAAGAACAAACAAAGUUUCAAACAAAAGCAUGAGAACUUUUGUCAAAUAAUUCACAAAGUUCCAAACCUUAAAACAAAACGGAAAUUUUAAAGCAUUCCUCGCAAGGAUUUGCAGUUUCACAGAAGAAAAUAUAAAAAUAAUUUUUUUUUUUUGAAAAAAAAGUUUAAAACAUUAAAAAAUGUUGACCACCGAUUCGUAUUUCAUCAAACUAUUGGUUCGCCAAUUCAAAGCCAAUGAUUUGCAACAUCUGCUCUUGGUCUUCAUCUCCAUAUUAUCGCUGAUCAGCUUCCUGCAAUGGGUUAUGAAUUUGUAUCGUGAAUUACGCAAAUUGCCUCCAGGACCUUGGGGUCUACCCGUCAUCGGUUAUCUGCUGUUUAUGGGCAGCGAAAAGCAUACGCGUUUCAUGGAAUUGGCCAAGACCUAUGGUUGUCUAUUCUCCACCCGCUUAGGCAAUCAAUUGACGGUGGUCAUGAGUGAUUACAAAAUGAUACGUGAAUGCUUCCGACGGGAAGAGUUUACGGGCAGACCGGAUACACCUUUCAUGCAGACAUUGAAUGGUUUCGGUAUUGUUAACAGUACCGGCAAAUUGUGGAAGGAUCAAAGACGUUUCCUGCAUGAAAAACUACGUCAAUUUGGAAUGACCUACAUGGGCAAUGGCAAGCAUGUCAUGGAGAAACGCAUAAUGAUUGAAGUCCAUGAAUAUAUCCAUAAUCUACGCAUUUCGGAUGGCCAACCCAUGGAUAUGGCUCCCGCCAUCUCGGUCGCUGUUAGCAAUGUCAUAUGCAGCAUACUGAUGUCGGUGCGUUUUAGCAUUGAUGAUCCCAAAUUUAGACGUUUCAAUUUCCUCAUCGAAGAGGGUAUGCGUUUGUUUGGCGAAAUUCACACCGUCGAUUAUAUACCCACUGUGCAGUAUUUCCCCAGCAUAUUGACAGCCAAAAAUAAGAUAGCAAAGAAUCGCGAAGAAAUGCAAAGAUUCUAUCAGGAUGUCAUUGAUGAGCAUAAGAAAUCGUAUGAUUGUGGAAAUAUUAGGGAUUUGGUGGAUUUCUAUUUGGCCGAAAUUGAGAAGGCCAAGCAGGAGGGUCGUGAUGAGGAAUUGUUUGAUGGCAAAAAUCAUGAGGAACAAAUUGUCCAGGUCAUCAUUGAUUUGUUCUCGGCGGGCAUGGAAACCAUUAAGACCACAUUGCUGUGGAUCAAUGUCUUUAUGCUGCGCAAUCCCGAAGCCAUGAAGCGUGUACAAGAUGAACUAGAUCAAGUGGUGGGUCGCCAUCGUUUGCCUUCCAUAGAGGAUUUGCAAUAUCUGCCCAUUACCGAGUCCACCAUCUUGGAGUCGAUGCGUCGUUCCAGCAUUGUACCUUUGGCCACCACCCAUUCGCCCACAAGAGACGUCGAAGUGAAUGGUUACAAAAUCCCUGCUGGUUCCCAUGUCAUUCCCCUUAUCAACAGUGUACACAUGGACCCCAAUCUAUGGGAGAAACCCGAAGAAUUUAAUCCACGUCGUUUCUUGGACUCCGAAGGCAAAGUAUACAAACCCGAAUACUUUAUACCCUUUGGUGUGGGUCGCCGCAUGUGUUUGGGUGAUGUUUUGGCGCGAAUGGAACUUUUCCUGUUCUUUGCUUCAUUUAUGCAUUCCUUCAAUAUAACACUGCCCGAAGGUCAACCCUUGCCUAGUCUAAAGGGUAAUGUGGGAGCCACCAUAACACCGGAGGCCUUUAAGGUAUGUCUGACGCCAAGGCCAUUGCAAUUGAACACCAAUGCCGUGGAACCCCAUCACAUGCGUAAUGUUGGCUCAAACUAAAUUGAGAGAGAGAGAGCGCGCGCGAAAGCAAUCUUGUAUUUCCCACAAAGCAACAGAGAAGAGAGCAGGGAAACAGAGUGAG